AUGACAUCGAUCUUCCUCUCCACCAAGCCCAAAGGCUGGGGGCAAAGGUUCUCGAGGUCUCCGGAUGAAUAUGUUGAGUUCUAUGAAUGCGGGACAAGGCUGUGGAAGUUCAAGGGUGAGGGACAGGCGACGGCCAAGGAGGUGUUCAUCAGGAACCUGAGGCUGCUGGAGGGCGAGCUGGGAGACAAGAAGUACUUCGCCGGCGACGCCUUCGUCUUUGUCGAAAUCGCAGUCAUCCCCUUCAGUUUAUGCCACGUCCACGGCCUCGGCCACAUCCUCGACCAUAACCUCGGCCUCUUUGGCUACAAUUUUCUCCACCACCUUCAUUAUUUGGAGAUUAUUGAUUGGUUCUACAGCUAUACGACCUACGCCGGCUUCAGCAUAGAGGAGGAAGCGUCGAAGCUGGUGGCGUAG
Molecule: messenger RNA, 414 nt
Organism: Musa acuminata AAA Group (dessert banana)
Lineage: Eukaryota; Viridiplantae; Streptophyta; Magnoliopsida; Zingiberales; Musaceae
Product: probable glutathione S-transferase parA
Exons: 4
Coding region: 1-414 (137 amino acids)
Source: RefSeq, a predicted model, not a curated record